Messenger RNA from Clupea harengus (Atlantic herring), 2106 nucleotides. It is a transcript of the gene phf1, whose product is annotated as PHD finger protein 1. The record is from RefSeq and is a predicted model, not a curated record. Lineage: Eukaryota; Metazoa; Chordata; Actinopteri; Clupeiformes; Clupeidae. Gene Ontology annotation, cellular component: nucleus. Gene Ontology annotation, biological process: negative regulation of gene expression, epigenetic. Gene Ontology annotation, molecular function: DNA binding; chromatin binding.
AUGAAAUCCACAUCAAAAUCUCGGUCAGAUUUACAGAUGUGAAGGUGUUCUCGGUCCGUUCACUCCCCGGCCCCCCUAUCUCCCUCCCACUCGAUCUCUCUGUUUUAUGUCUGCGUCACAACAAGUCGGUCGAGAGAGAGAGGCAGAGAUGAUGGCGUCUCUCGCGGGUUGAUUCUCAUGCUGCUCUGACAAACACGUUUAAUAACAUCAAUAGGAGGGGGAAAGAGAGGAAAGGGAUGGGAACAUGACGAAACGACGUCGCGGAAGACGGACAGAUAGAGAGACAGACGGACAGACGCCUUUUCACUGACUGGUUGACUGACAUACCCGUUUUGGCACCGACAAACACGUACACAUCCACACUCUCGCACACACAGACACAUAACCGGACAGUAAUUGAGUCGGGGGAAAACAGAGAAGAAAAGGCAUUUCAUGUCAAGCUUGCACGGAAAUCUCUGUGACCCCAACGGAGAGGAGUUCGACUUUACAGGAUGGGGGUAGUGAAUGAAGGAGAUGAUGUUUUAGCAAGAUGGAGUGAUGGACUACUUUACUUGGGCAAUGUUAAAAGAGUGGAUGGAGUCAAACAGUGCUGUUUGGUCCGAUUUGAGGACAAUUCUGAGUUCUGGGUCUUAAGAAAAGACAUCCACUCAUUCUCUGUUGGAGUAGAGGAACUUUGUUGUAUCUGUGAUGGUCCACCUCUAAAAGAACCUCUCAUAAACUGUCUCAAGUGUCGCCAUGGUUACCAUUCACAGUGCCAUACUCCGGAGAUUGAGGCAGAAGCUGACAGCGACUCCUGGAUCUGUCGCCAGUGUGUUUUUGCAGUUGCCACAAGGAGAGGGGGUGCCUUGAAGCGGGGACGCUUCGCCCGACUCAUGCAGUUCAUGAAGCUCCGGCUGCCCUAUCAGCUGUCGUCUCUCGACUGGGACCCCCAGCACCUGACCAAUCAGCAGCAGUGUUACUGCUACUGCGCCGGUCCUGGAGAGUGGAACCUGAAGAUGCUGCAAUGUGGCAGUUGUGGUCAGUGGUUCCAUGAAGCGUGCACACAGUGCUUGACCAAACCCUUGCUCUAUGGAGACAGGUUCUAUCGGUUUCAGUGUUCAGUCUGCACAAAUGGACCCGAGACAAUCCAGAGGCUACCAAUGAGCUGGGUAGACUUGGCCCAUUUGGUCCUUUAUCACCUGUCUCUGUGCUGCAAGAGGAAGUACUUUGAUUUUGACCAUGAAAUCCUGUCUUUUACCAACGAGAACUGGGAGUCUCUUCUACUGGGAGAGCUCUCUGACACGCCGAGGCAAGAUCGAUGCCACAAUCUGCUCAAUGCUCUAAACUCCCACAAAGACAGGUUUGUCUCUGGUAAGGAGAUCAAAAAGAAGAAGUGUCUGUUCGGGCUUCAGGUGCGGGCGCCUCCUCCUCUCUUGUCCGACGCGUCUCCGCUCAUCGCCGAGCCCCCCAUCAACAUCACACACAGGAAAAGCCCCUUGUCACUGCCAUGCCAGCGGAGGGUGGCGGGUCAGGAGUCUCGCAAGUCAAAGCGCCGCAUCAUGGAGACACAGCCUUGUCCACAAGGAGCAGCAGCCAGCCCCAUAGAUCUGGUGCCAUGUUGCCAUGGUUAUGUAGGUGGGACGAACCUCUACAACUCCAGAAAAUCCGAGGAGGAGUUGACGUUGGGUUCCCCUCCGAAGAGAAUGUUUGCCCUCUACCACCCCUCCUACAAUGGCUCUCAGCCCCUGUCCAGAGCCCUGCAUCAUUACAGUGCGGAGGACCCUUGCAGACACCCGCCUCCCUGCCUUCCGUACAACCUCUCACCAUCCCAUCACCAGCCCGGGCAGCGGUUGGACCCGUGUCCCUCACGCUUCCUGCGUGAUGUCACUUCCUUCUCCGGUGGGGUGACAGGGGAAGGGCCGGCGCCCAGGGGUUGGGGAGGGGGGGAGGCCGUGAGGAUCCUCGCCAGACGGAUAACUCCCGAUGGAAAGGUCCAGUACCUCGUGGAGUGGGGCAAUGUGAGCGUGUACUGAGUUAGCGUGAGCAUGUGUGCCCGACUGUGUGUGUGUGUGUGUGUGUUUGUGUGUUUGUCUGUCUGGCUGGCUGUGUGUCUGUGUGUCUGUGUCU